Messenger RNA from Anguilla anguilla (European eel), 2680 nucleotides. It is a transcript of the gene scamp3, whose product is annotated as secretory carrier membrane protein 3. Gene Ontology annotation, biological process: protein transport. The transcript is spliced from 9 exons. The record is from RefSeq and is a predicted model, not a curated record. Bases 960 to 1991 code for a protein of 343 amino acids. Gene Ontology annotation, cellular component: recycling endosome membrane; trans-Golgi network membrane. NCBI's taxonomy places the organism in Eukaryota, Metazoa, Chordata, Actinopteri, Anguilliformes, Anguillidae.
CGCCGCAGUCACAUGAUAGAGCUUCCGGGAUCCUGCGUUUUGUGCAGCAGAAACAAAACGAAAACGAAGAAAGCCUGCCAGGAAAGAAGAAUACGCCCCACGGAUUCUGAAGAAGAAUAACGGGAACAAUUAAGAAUGCUAGAUUUACAUCUGGCGAAGUAGAAGCUACGAUCUGCUCCAAAUAGCUGGCGGGCUCGUUAUGCUAGCUGCAAUCCUUAUUGAAAUAGCUUGUUGCUUAGAUAGCGUUAGCUACGUCGGUUAUCGAUUUUAUAGUGCUAUAACCGUUGAGAAAGCUAAAGAGACACGUAAUAUAAAUAAUUCUGUUCUGUAUAAUAUACAUCCAUAUAAAUAACUAGUUUCAGAUUAAUAAAUAUUGUUUCCUGAGCAUUACCUGGCUGGCUAUUGUCGUACUGCAGAUGUAGCUGGCUGCUUAGUAAAAUCGCCGCAUAGCUUAUCAGCUGGCGCGACUGGCUUGGUUGGAGCUGGCUAGCAAGCUGGCUUUAUAAAGUAUUUGGGUUGAAUAUCAACUGGCUUUCGCUAACGAGUUAGUUUAUGAUAAAAUAAUAGCACGUUGAUGGCAGUUACUUACUUUUAAAACUAACUAGCCAGCUGUCUAGACAGGUACCGCGUAAAUCAGAACACAGCCCGGAUAUUUUUUUUAAUCAUAAAUGAGCGAGUGCGCUAACGUCUAGCUGUUGUGUAUUUCGCUUGGAAGAUACAUUCCGUGGCAAGGUAAUCGCCCAUAAGCAAGUAGAUAGACCAGAAUAUUACACUACCGAUCGAUACGCGUAGUCAUAAUAUCAAAAUACAUCUCACUAGGCAGCUUUUUAUCUACACCAAACAGGCCCAGUUGGCUGGCAACAAAAUAUCCGAUAGAAAGGAGCCGUUAACAAGCUAGCUAUUAAUACAGUGUCCCUGUUGGUAUUGGUUGUCUGGACACCGAACAGGCGGAAUUCAUUAUGUCGCAGUACACCAGUUUCCCGGAACCGAACGACGACUCCAACCCAUUUCAGGACCCUGCGGUGACACAACACAGCAGUAACACAGGGUACGCCACCCUGGACCUCUAUAAUCCCUUCGACAACAAGACCGGGCCCCCGCCUCCCUACGAGGCCACCUCCCCCUCUGCAGCCCCUGUUCCCGCCCAAACCCCGCCCAGGAGGACCACCCCCACCGAGCCCAAAAACUAUGGCUCCUACAGCACACAGCCGUCCCCCGUGACCGCCACCACGGCGGAGCUGCUGAAGAAGCAGGAGGAGCUGGAGAGGAAGGCCCGGGAGCUGGAGAGGCGGGAGAGAGAGCUGGACUCCCACGCUCUGGGGGCGGGAGCUUCACGUCAGAACAACUGGCCCCCCCUGCCCUCCUUCUGUCCCGUGGGACCCUGCUUUUACCAGGACAUCGACCUGGAGAUCAGCCAAAGCUUCCAGCACACCGUCAAGAUCAUGUACUACUUCUGGAUCUUCUCGGCAUCUACCCUGCUCUUCAACCUGAUCUCCUGCCUGGCGCUCUUCUGCGUGGACCCGGUCGGCGGCGUGGGGCUGGGCCUCGCCAUCCUCUGGGUCCUCCUCUUCACCCCCUGCUCCUUCGUCUGUUGGUACAGGCCUGUGUACAAAGCCUUCAGGAGUGACAGUUCCUUCAACUUCUUUGCCUUUUUCUUCAUCUUCUUCGCGCAAGUGGUCCUCUACGUCAUGAUGACCAUCGGGAUUCCUGGCUGGGGGUUCAGCGGGUGGAUCGUGAGCCUGGCCACGCUGAAGACCAGCGUGCCUGUCGGAGUGAUCAUGAUGCUCAACGCCGUGCUCUUCACCGGCCAGGCCGUCAUGGGCGUGGUCAUGCUCAAGAAGGUCCACUCCCUGUACAGGCAGACCGACGCCAGCUUCCAGAAGGCGCAGGCCGAGUUCGCCACGGAGGUGAUGGCCAAUCAGGCGGUGCGGCAGGCCGCGGCCAACGCCACCGCCACCGCGGCCCAGAGCGCCUUUACCGGGGCCCGAUAGGGUGGGACCGGGCCGCAGGGGGGCGGAGCUUGGGGCAUCAACAUAACACCGCGAGGGGUUGGUGGGUCACUUAUACCUGGUGGCCAAGCCAGUAUGCUUUGAGAGAGGGCGGGGCUUAAUCAACGUGAGGAAGAAGCAGGCUGUUGGUCUGGAGGUAACUAAGGUGGUUUUAAUAGAGAGACCAAAUAAAGGCAUCUAAAAUGGAAAAAAAACAGGCCGUAUACUACAACAAUUAUGGAUGAAUUGUGUCAUAAAAAAAAGCAGGGGGGUGGGAAACAAUUCUUUAGUUUUCUGUUGACGGAAUUUACCGGAAGGGGAAAUCGGUGGUGUUUUCUGUAAAGUUAAUUCUCUUUGAAAAAUGUGUCCGUCGAUUGAGUGUGAUUAUUAAACCGGUUAUUGGACAGUUGGAUGGUUGGAAAUGGGAGAAACGGACCCGAGGUGCCAUCUUGCAUUGAACUAAAGCCGAGUUGUUUAAUUAUUUGUGACCUACGUUGCUGUAACGUUAGUGAACUAACCAGUUGUUUUGUAAUUGUAAACGAGAAUGCCAUAUUUACACUACUUUGUCGAAUGCCAGAAUAACUUCACGGUUGCUGCACUUGUAAUUUCUGUUGUAUUGUUGUUUUUUCUGCUGUUUGUUGUCGUCUUCAGUAUUGCAAUUUCUGUUUUAAUAAAUUAAUUCAAAUGUCAUA